This is a messenger RNA of Pipistrellus kuhlii (Kuhl's pipistrelle), 2234 nucleotides long. It is a transcript of the gene LHFPL7, whose product is annotated as LHFPL tetraspan subfamily member 7. Gene Ontology annotation, cellular component: membrane. Bases 1612 to 2214 code for a protein of 200 amino acids. NCBI's taxonomy places the organism in Eukaryota, Metazoa, Chordata, Mammalia, Chiroptera, Vespertilionidae. The transcript has 4 exons. The record is from RefSeq and is a predicted model, not a curated record.
GCAGAUGGGGAUGCUGGGGGACUGGGCCAUAACUCAGACCAGGCCACUUUAGGCCGAGCUGCCCACGUGACUGCAGCGACUGGCCCAGGCCACCCAGGGUGGGAGGCAGGCAGAGACCGCACGGCGUCCAGUGCUGCUGGGAGCCGGGGAAGGGUGCAGCUGAGCACACCUGACGAGGUGCAUCAGUCAAGCCUGAUGCAGUGAGUAAACAUCAGAACAGCUCGGGCUCACUCCCAAGCCCUUGAACAAAUAUUAAUUGGGAGGGGAAAGAAAUGUAUAAAUAAAUGACUGAACGAGUGGGAAAAAUCCCUGGCAAUCACCUAUUCCAAGUGUCCUCAUUUUAUAGGUGAAGAAACUGAGGCCGAGAGAGGCAGAGAUGCCCUCACCAAGGUCACGCUGGUGCAGUGGCAGAGCUGGGACUUGAACCUCUGUCUCAUGGUUCUGGUUCACUGAAGCCUCCAGUACUUUGUGCUCAUUUGUCACCAGCAUUUCCAGCAUGACAGUGACACCUCUGGUUCUCGCCUGCCCGGCAUCCAUCCCCCAACCUCUGCCACCAGCACCUCACUUUUCCUCCUAGAAGCCACUGCACCCCCACUUUUACUCCAUGUAGUUCCAUGGGGGUGAAUGAACCUCCUGACACCCCUGCCCGGCCCCCAGUCCCCAGCCCUCAACACCAAUCCUAGGUGCGGGACCUAAGUCUGGCCAUCAGAACAUCCCAUUAUCCUGGCCACCGUGAUUGGCUCCCAGGUGGGCAUGUGACCCAAGUUUGUCCAAUGAGAGUUCACCACAAUAUUUGCUGCAACUAUGUGCAAAGGAGCUUUUUUUUUAUUUUCCCUCUGGGGUUGCUAAGCCUCAGGUCAGCCUGGAGCCAGGAGAAGCCAACACUGUGAGGGAGAAUGUGCCCUAGAGUGAAGCCUCUCCAGCAGAAAACAGCUGAGAGAUGGAGAGUGAGGGAGGUCCCAAGCUGCUUGCUGGCAAGGCCUAAGGCUGCCCCACAGCAUUUUCAGCGUGUAGCCUAAUGCAUUUCCCCUUUCUCCCCGAGCCAGCUGGAGAUGCCUCUGCAUCGCGUAUGGCAGAAAACAAGACCAGCACCCUCUCUGCAAGUCUUAUGCCAGAUGCUGGGGUAGAGACACUCAGAUGCAGUGCCCAUAACUUUCAGGGCCUGCAGGGGGAGGUUCUCGGGACCCAGAGAAAUACAUAAAUCUGUUCGCAGGACCGAAUGACCAAGGCAGAAAGGCAGAGAGCACAGUGGCCUUCCGCCCUGAGGUUUAGGUGGGGAUCGGCAAUCCGUUCGUGCCUUCUCCACCCAGAAACACCACACCCUCGCCACACUUGGAUUUGGGGCUGGCUUUUCCCUCUUUGCCCAGCCCGCCAGACAGCCCAGAGUGAAAGGCUGCUGACUAAAGGAAGUGGCAAGAAAGAAACACACACACACACACACACACACCCAGCUUAUCACACACCUGGGCUUUGUGCACCGACCUGCGUGUUUCCCUCAGAGGCAAGGAGACUUCUUAGGAGGUCACAGGCUUAGUCUGACACCGGAGCUCAAGCAGCAGAGGCCACGGUAGAGGGGCUUGACGGUAGAAGCGCGGUCACUGACUCGCCACGAUGGUGGGCAGCGUGUGGGUCACUCUGGGACUCUCCCUGACCUGCACCUCUGCCCUCAGCCUCCUCUCCCCUGCCUGGUUCCAGACGCCCACCUUCUCCUUUGGCGUCCUCUCCUACUGCUCCUGGCCUUGGGGUGACCACUGGAAUCAGAGCUGUGGGGUCUUCAGGUCCCUGGAUGACAUCCCGGACUUGUCCUGGAAGGUUUCAGCUGGGCUUCUCCUUGGAGGUUGGCUCCUGGUGGCCGUCCAUGCAAUUCUCCUCCUGUCCUGGGUGCUGGCCCCCAAAGAGCUGUGGCCAAGGAGGAGCAGUGGCAAAAUGCAGGGGGUGCAGGCCGCUGCAGCCAUCACCACCGUUAUGGGCCUGCUGGCCUUCCCUCUCGGCCUGGCCUCCCCAUUUGCCAAGGAGGCCUGCGGAGCCUCCUCUGUGUACCGCAGUGGACAGUGCCAGCUGGGCUGGGGCUACGUGACUGCCAUCCUCAACGCAGUCCUGGUCAGCAUCCUGCCCGUCAUCAGGUGGCCCCGCACGACCAAAGUACAGGGGAGGACCGUCCACUUCUCCAGCGACACUGAGAAAAUCAUCCUUAUGCCGGAAGUGAGCAAAUAAAAUGUUCUCAGGAGCAAAAA